Molecule: messenger RNA, 3261 nt
Organism: Cucumis melo (muskmelon)
Lineage: Eukaryota; Viridiplantae; Streptophyta; Magnoliopsida; Cucurbitales; Cucurbitaceae
Product: pentatricopeptide repeat-containing protein At1g76280
Exons: 14
Coding region: 621-3074 (817 amino acids)
Molecular function (GO): protein binding
Source: RefSeq, a predicted model, not a curated record
UUCUUGUAUUUUCCAGCUUUCUUUACUCGCAUUCUCAUCUCAGCUCUCUCAGUCGCCAUCCGCCCCCGUCCCAGGUCUCAUUCGCUGUCCAUACCGAUAUUUCUGGAUUUCAAACGGUCAUCUUCUUCUUUCUUUGAGUUUUGUGGCUACUUCUUCCUUUUGCGACCGUGGAUUUUGGGCUUUUAUUGGGUGAUUGCACACCGUCCAGCUCCACCUUUAUCUAUCUCUGUUCUGUCUCCUUAAGAAUCAAGUCGUGUGAUUGUUAGAUUCCCAAUUCCACUCGAACAUCUAUUCGCCAUAUCCGGCCUCAAUUUUUUCGGACCAUAUAGACAAAUGGGAAAUGGGUUUGGGUUAAAAUGGGGAUACUAAGAGGAAAUUAGGAUGAACUUAGAGGAGGAAAACAGAAUCCAGUGAAGACGAUGAAUGUGCAGCAACUGCCGAACAGAGGAAAGAGGGAGGAAGCCUUUAGUUUAUUCUAACAGAACAAAUUCUAUUUCUACACCAACUGUAUUCGGCUGCAGUGCAAGAAUAUUGCACUUAUGGCGUUGUUCGCAUUGCCAUUUCAUUUGGAACCUUGUCUUUAAUAAGCUUUUGCCGCCGUCUCUGCUGGGAAGGCAACAAUGCACAGGGCAAGCUUUCGUUUGGGAUCAAUAGCUGACUCGAUAUAUAGAUUCAAGCCGCACGAACUUGUGCGAAAACAGGAUGCAAGCAAAUUGGUAUUCCAUCGGGCGCUUCUCAUCUCCAAGGGUAGUGAAAUUUGGGGAAAUGGAGCAGAGUCAACUGCAUUCAUGCAAAUACAGAUCGUCGAUGCACUUCGUCUGGGUGAUAGAAGUAAGGCAUCCAACCUGCUUAUGGUUCUUGGCCAGGAAAAGUGCUCUUUAACUGCAGAUAAUUUUGUUCGCAUUUUGAGCUACUGUGCAAAAUCCCCUGAUCCGCUGUUUGUCAUGGAGACUUGGAAAAUAAUGGAAGAAAGAGGAAUUUUUCUAAAUAACACAUGCUCCUUACUUAUGAUAGAAGCACUCUGUAAAGGGGGUUACUUGGAUGAGGCAUUUGGUCUUAUAAAUUUCCUAGCAGAAAGUCAUGUAAUGUUCCCUGUUCUGCCUGUGUACAAUUGUUUCUUGAGAGCCUGUGCCAUAAGACAAAGUACGGUUCAUGCUAGUCAAUGUUUGGAUCUUAUGGAUCACAGAAUGGUUGGGAAGAAUGAAGCUACAUAUUCUGAGCUACUCAAGCUUGCAGUUUGUCAGGAAAACUCGUCUUCUGUGCAUGAAAUCUGGACAGACUUUGUAAAAAACUACAGUCCAAGUGUUUCAUCGCUGAGGAAGUUUAUAUGGUCUUUCGCAAGGCUGGGAGACCUGACAUCUGCAUAUACUGCACUGCAAAAGAUGGUGGCUUUGGCUACUGGAGCCACAGGAAGAAAGUUACAAUCUUUGGACAUUCCUAUACCUUUAAGAACUGAAUUUUAUCAUAAUAAUUUUAAUUUUGAGGAAAAAGAACCCUCUAUUGAUGAGUUCUUCUGUAAGAAAAUGGUCCCCUGGAAUGGUGACGUAGGGGGGAUUUCUGUUAAUGAUAUGAAAUGUGGAGAAACUGGUCCAUUAACUGUGCCAAACAAUCACAGAAGCAGUUUUGUAAGGAAGGUUUUGAGAUGGUCUUCCAAUGAUGUGAUGCGUUCAUGCUCUCUUGCUGGGAACUGUGGUCUUGCAGAGCAGCUAAUGCAACAGAUGCAUAAACUUGGAUUGCAACCGUCAUCCCACACAUUUGAUGGUUUUGUUAGAUCAGUUGUCUCAGAGAGAGGUUUCAGUGCUGGCAUGGAAAUAUUAAAAGUAAUGCAACAGAGGGGAUUGGAGCCAUAUGAUUCAACUCUUGCUGCUGUUUCAGUAAGUUGUAGCAAGGCACUAGAACUUGAUUUGGCUGAAGCUCUACUUGAACGACUUUCAGCUUGUCCUUACCCGUACCCCUUCAAUGCAUUUCUUUCUGCAUGUGGCGUGAUGGAUCAGCCUGAACGUGCCAUGCGUAUGCUUGUUAAAAUGAAACAAAUGAAGGUGGUUCCAGAUGUCAGGACCUAUGAGCUUCUAUAUUCUUUAUUUGGUAAUGUGAAUGCUCCAUAUGAGGAGGGGGACAAAUUGUCACAGGUGGAUGCUGCCAAAAGGAUACGCAUGAUAGAGAUGGAUAUGGGAAAACAUGGGAUACAGUAUAGUCAUUUCUCUAUGAUGAACUUGUUGAAAGCUCUAGGUGCAGAGGGGAUGAAGAAGGAGGUUCUUCAGUAUUUAAAUUUGGCAGAGAACCUCUUCUAUUACAAUAACACUAGUCUGGGGAUGCCUGUUUACAACACGGUGUUGCAUUUUUUGGUUGAUUCCAAGGAAAUUUACAUGGCAAUAGAAUUAUUCAAUAAUAUGAAGAAUUCUGGUUUCUUUCCGGAUGCUGCAACGUUUGAGAUCAUGUUAGACUGUUGUAGUGUGAUGGGAUGCUUGAAAUCAGCUUUUGCUCUUCUCUCCUUGAUGAUUCGCUCAGGGUUUUGUCCACAGAUAUUAACUUAUACGAGCCUAGUAAAGAUUGUGCUGGGAUUUGGGAGAUUUGAUGAUGCCUUGAACCUUUUGGAUCAAGCCAGUUCAGAAGGGAUUGAACUUGAUGUCAUUAUAAUGAAUACAAUCAUGCGGAAAGCUUGUGAAAAGGCAAGGAUCGAUGUUAUUGAGUUUCUCGUUGAGAAGAUGAACCGUGAAAAGAUCCAACCUGACCCUUCAACUUGUCAUAAUGUCUUCUCUGCAUAUGUGAACCUCGGCUAUCACAGCACUGCCAUGGAAGCACUGCAAGUACUGAGCAUGCGUAUGUUAUUAUGCGAAGAAGAUGAUGACUCUGUGACAGAAUAUAUGGAAAACUUUGUGCUUGCAGAAGACACGGGAGCUGAUUCACGUAUUGCGGAAUUCUUCAAAUGCUCUAGAGAGUACCUGGGUUUUGCUCUCUUCAACUUGAGAUGGUGUGCCAUGCUGGGAUAUUCAGUUUGUUGUUCUCCUAAUCAGAGUCCAUGGGCAAUGAGACUUGCAAGUUCCUAUGAUGGCUACAAGAAUCUCAUAAGAUGAACAAAAAUUCUGUUAAAGAACUUCUAAUGAAAUUGGCAAAAUUAUUUUUAUAUAUUGAAAUUAGGUGAGUAUUUAGAAAUUGAAGUCAUUUAGGUUAAAUGAUUUAUAUAUUGUCAAUCAAAUAUUGCCUCAAUCUUUGUGGUGCUUAAAGAACUUCAAAUAAGAUUGAUAAUUAUUUUCUGGGCCA